CUACUGCUCGGCCCGGGGUGAGAGGUCGGGAAGAUGGCGGCGGCCUUGGGCGCGGAGGCGCCUGACAACGAGGACUACUACUCGCUGCUGAACGUGCGGCGGGAGGCCUCUCAGGAAGAACUGAAAGCUGCUUACCGACGGCUGUGUAUGUUGUAUCAUCCAGACAAACACAGAGACCCAGAGCUUAAAACACAAGCUGAGCAACUGUUUAACCUUGUUCACCAGGCUUAUGAAGUGCUUAGCGAUCCACAGACCAGAGCGAUCUAUGACAUCUAUGGAAGGAGAGGACUGGAAAUGGAAGGAUGGGAGGUUGUGGAAAGGAAGAGAACCCCAGCUGAAAUCAGAGAAGAAUUUGAACGUUUGCAAAGAGAGAGGGAAGAAAGAAGACUUCAGCAGCGAACUAAUCCCAAGGGAACAAUUAGUGUUGGAAUAGAUGCCACUGACCUGUUUGAUCGUUAUGAUGAAGAAUAUGAAGAUGUGCCAGGGAGCAGCUUUCCCCAGAUUGAAAUUAACAAAAUGCACAUAUCCCAGUCCAUUGAGGCACCAUUGACCGCCACUGAUACUGCAAUACUCUCUGGUAACCUCUCCACACAGAAUGGGAAUGGAGGUGGAUCAAUUAAUUUUGCUCUUAGACGGGUGACUUCAGCCAAGGGAUGGGGAGAGCUAGAGUUGGGAGCUGGAGACCUUCAGGGACCUCUCUUUGGUUUGAAGAUAUUUCGUAACCUUACACCAAGAUGCUUCAUCACUACGCACUGUGCUCUGCAGUUUUCAUCCCGUGGGAUCCGACCAGGCCUUACGACUGUCUUGGCACGAAACCUAGAUAAGAACACCGUGGGCUAUUUACAGUGGCGAUGGGGUAUCCAGUCAGCCAUGAACACAAGUAUUGUCCGGGAUACCAAAAGCAGCCAUUUCACAGUGGCGAUGCAACUGGGAAUCCCCCACACCUUCAUGAUGAUCAGUUACCAGCAUAAGUUUCAGGAUGAGGAUCAGACACGAGUCAAAGGCUCUCUCAAGGCUGGUUUUUUUGGGACCAUGGUGGAAUAUGGAGCGGAGAGGAAGAUUUCCAGGCACAGUAUUUUAGGAGCUACUGUCAGUGUUGGUGUUCCACAAGGCGUGUCCCUGAAAAUCAAGUUGAACAGGGCUAGCCAGACCUACUUUUUCCCUAUCCAUCUGACAGAUCAGCUGCUUCCCAGUGCUGUAUUCUAUGCCACCGUGGGACCCCUAGUUAUCUACUUUGCCAUGCAUAGGCUAAUCAUCAAACCCUACCUCCAAGCACAAAAGGAGAAAGAGUUGGAGAAGCAAAGGGAAAGCACAGCCAGUGACAUCCUACACAAGAAACAGGAGGCAGAAGCUGCAGUUCGGUUAAUGCAGGAGUCUGUCCGGAGGAUAAUUGAGGCAGAGGAAGCCAGGAUGGGUCUGAUUGUGGUGAAUGCCUGGUAUGGGAAGUUUGUCAACGAUAACAGCCGGAAGAAUGAGAAGGUGAAAGUGAUUGAUGUGACCGUGCCUCUGCAAUGCAUGGUGAAGGACUCCAAGCUCAUCCUAACAGAGGCAUCCAAGGCUGGAUUGCCUGGGUUCUACGACCCUUGUGUGGGUGAAAACAAGAGUUUGAAAGUGCUGUAUCAGUUUCGAGGAGUUCUGCACCAAGUGAUGUCUGCAGACAAUGAGGCCCUUAGGAUACCAAAGCAAUCUCACAGAAUUGAUGCAGAUAGCUAAUCUAGUGAAAAAGGGCAUCAUCUACUGUACCCAUGUCAACAGAAGCUGCAAAACCUUCCCCCUGGAUCUGAUGAAUUUAAAGAGACAUUUUUAUUUUUAUGGUUCAUGUAGAGGGUGGUGUCAUUCCAAUUAUGUUAAGGGACAACAGGAGAGGACCUGCUCCGAAGCAGUACUACCCAGGACUAUGGCGUAAUAACUAGCAAGGUGACCUGACUGAGACAAUGUGGUACACUCUGCCUGGGAGGAGCAGCAUGGGGCUUGGGCUGCAGCUAUCUUUUGAUCCAGUCUUUCCUGCUGCAAGGUGACUGCAGCUCAUUUGUUCACACUCAGUGUUUCCUUUCACACUGUGAGCAGGGAAGAGGACCCUCCACUCUUCCUUCUUUUCCUUCUGACAGGGUUGGGUUACACUGUCCUUAACUAAAAACAAUAGCUAAUAUAAUAUUCUGUAAGAGGAAGUGAAAUUUAUGACCACCUCCUAGGAAUCUUCUUGAUAUAGAGUCUGUUACUGGAAAAAAGAUAUAAAGAUUGUGGUGCUUGUCCCAGAUCUGAAUGAA
Molecule: messenger RNA, 2267 nt
Organism: Gavialis gangeticus (Gharial)
Lineage: Eukaryota; Metazoa; Chordata; Crocodylia; Gavialidae
Gene: DNAJC11
Product: DnaJ heat shock protein family (Hsp40) member C11
Exons: 16
Coding region: 34-1713 (559 amino acids)
Biological process (GO): cristae formation
Source: RefSeq, a predicted model, not a curated record